Salvia splendens (bonfire salvia) is the source of this 849-nucleotide messenger RNA. Its product is annotated as protein WHAT'S THIS FACTOR 9, mitochondrial-like. NCBI's taxonomy places the organism in Eukaryota, Viridiplantae, Streptophyta, Magnoliopsida, Lamiales, Lamiaceae. Gene Ontology annotation, molecular function: RNA binding. The transcript has a single exon. The annotation marks the transcript as partial. The record is from RefSeq and is a predicted model, not a curated record.
UUUGACUCGAUCGAUUCAAUUCACAGGUCCCUUGAACUGAAGCCCAUAAUUGGUGUGAAAAAUUUCUUUAUCUCAACAUCCUCUUGGCCACAUGACAAAUAUCCUAUUCCCAUCUCAGCUAUCUCCAAAAAAGGCUCAGAAUUUGAUAUAAGUAUCAAAGUUAUAAGGUUCUUGAGGGACUACCCGUCUUUCUUUGAAGAGUUUAAAGGUCCUUGCUAUAAUCUACCUUGGUUUAGACUGACUGAUAAUGCCAUUACGCUUGAUAAAGAGGAAAGAUUAGUAUAUGAAGAAUUUAGAGAUGAUAUCGUGGGGAGAUUGAAAAUAUUUAUAUUGAUGAGUGGCAGUAGAUGGAUACUUCCUUUAAAGGUUAUUAAGGGCUUGCGGUGGUAUCUAGGGUUGCCUGACGAAUUUUUCAGGGAUCCUAUGGAUUAUAUUGGAAGCAAUGGCAAUUUUAGGAUUGUGGACAUAAAAGACGGAUUAAAGGGGUUGGCAGUUCUUGAAGAGUAUAGUGACCGAAAAAGUGAUAAAAUCUUGUCAAUGUUGCAGCAGAGUGCAAUGAGGAAGGGAAUAUACAGUGGGGAUGCUGAUGAGGCAAUUGCAUUUCCGUUGUUCCCCUCUAAAGGGCUGCGGUUAAAUCAGAAGAUAAAAGAUUGGUCUGAUGAAUUGCAAAAACUCCCAUACGUCUCUCCAUAUGCUGACUACUCAAAUUUAAACCCCAACAGCGACAUAUCAGAGAAACGGCUCGUGGGAGUGCUACAUGAGCUGUUGUGUUUGUUUGUCGAACAUGCUGCUGAAAGAAAGUCAUUCUUUUGUCUGAGGAAAUAUUUAGGGCUGCCUCAUUACAAGUGA